AUGAGCUGUCUCGAUUUGUCGCGACCCAUGGUCGACUACAAGAUGAACGGAAGCAGCGACGAAGGCGAGUCGACGUCCGGCACGCCGGUCGGAGGUGGCAGCGGAAUCGGCGAGAACACGGAAAUGGAUGAAAACGGGUCGAUCCGCAGCGGCGGUAGCAACACCGCUGCCAGCAAUCCGGUCUACAGAGACCUGAAGGCACUUCACGCGACCAGCGCCCACGACGUGCCGCAGGAUUACAAUCCGCAAUCGAGGCCGGCUUAUCAGCGGGGCUACUCACCUGCCAUGGACAAACAGCAGAGCUACGAGAAGGAACAGCAGCACAACAGGCCACCGUCGUCCAGGGACGAGGAGAAGGCCUCGUGGGACUACAGCGACAAGAACCUCGAUCGAAAGGAGUACUCGAGAUCGCGGGAUCCGUAUAGGAACGAAUCGUACCAGGACAUGGUGGUGAAGCAGGAGCAGAAAGAGCAAACGAGUCACGAGUGGGUGUCACCUGUGCCGGAGGUGGAGGUGGGAGGCACGUCGCCCGGCGGUCCUCAGGUGCGAGCGCGAAAGGACAUUCCACGGGGCGCGAGGUUCGGCCCGUUCCUCGGGAAAUGGGCGAGCGAGCCUUUCAACCCCCGUUACGCGUGGGAGGUUCGUACCUCCGGGAGCGGAGUAAGGGGUUGGUUGGACGCGUCCCACGAAACGAAUAAUUGGCUGAAAUAUGUACGCAGCACCAGCAGUCCGCACGCUGUUAAUAUGCGCCACGUGCUCAUCGGUGGACAGAUGGUGUACGAGGCGGUGCGGGGCAUAGCGGCCGGUGAAGAGCUUCUUCUCGGCGUUCGAGAACCUCUUCAGCUACAGGACAUGCUCGGCGAGAAUACGACCGAGGACAGAAGCGACCGAGAGACCGCUUCGCAACACAGCGGAACCAUCGACGAGGAUAAAGAGGACGAGGAAGAAGGAGAGACCAGGUGCCCAGUCUGCGACAAACCGUUCCAAGACAUCGAGCUGCUAGACAACCAUCUGGUAACCUGUCACAGAUACCCGGCGGAACAGCACCUUUGCGACAGCUGUCCCCGCGCCUACGCCUGGCGACCGCUUCUGGUACGUCACCGCGCGAUCGUGCACGGUGAUCUCCGCAACUAUCCCUGCGAGAACUGUCCGAAGUCGGACAAUCCUCAGGUCUUCACCGAUCCGUCGAACCUGCAGCGUCACAUCCGAACGCAUCACGUGGGCGCGAGGAGUCACGCGUGCACCGAGUGCGGGAAAACGUUCGCGACCAGUUCCGGCUUGAAACAGCACACCCACAUACACAGCAGCGUGAAACCGUUCCAGUGCGAGGUCUGCUUCAAGGCGUACACGCAGUUCUCGAACUUAUGCCGGCAUAAACGCAUGCACGCGGAUUGUCGUAUGCAGAUCAAGUGCGUUAAAUGCGGACAGUCUUUCAGCACGGUCACGUCCUUGUCGAAGCACAAGAGAUUCUGCGAUUCAACGCCGCCGACCGGUCCGCCCGGCGCCAUGUCGCAGUUACCAACCUCCGGGCCAAGCCCUUUCCUGGUGUAUCCCCGACCACCAGUCGGUCUCCCGGGUGGUUUACCCUUUUAUCCGCCCAGUCUGAUGGCUCCCUAUCCAGGCAUCUUUCCGAACGCCCCGAAUUUUCUGAAUACACCGCUGCUGUUUCCAUCCAAGCUCGAGGAAGUCGAGAAACGAAGCGUCAGUCCGAAGAAAGAACGUUUCACCCCACCGAGGGUAUUGCCGCAACACAGCAAAGUGUCUCCAUCCACCGCGGAGGAAGCCACCUCCUCGUUCAGGCCCUCACCUGCCAGACCACCUGUCCAGCCGACACCGGAGAGCGACGAUGAUCCCGCGAAGAAACGCGAGAUCGGCAGAACCAACGAGAAGAAGAUAGAUUCCGAGAUGGUCUCGUCGACCACGAACGAGGAAACCACGGAUCAGCCUCUGGAUCUUAGAGUUCAAACGAGAAAGCAGGAAAUGAACCCGAGCGUCGCCGAGAGGAAGAGACACAGUCCUUCGCCCGUUCCAGCACCGUUGGACGAUGUUCCACCCCCUCUAGACACCUCGAAACACGAAGAGGACACAUCCACGCCGAUGGAAGUCGAAGCUAAAGAUCUGCCCUGCAGUUCGCACAUAAGAACCAGUCUAUCCGCCGAACGGCCACCUGCCAAUACACCACCGCAUAUGGCUUACCCGAGACCGAUCCAUCCUAUGUUUCUGGAGGCGAUGUAUCGCGGACCAACCGGUACCUUUCCAGGUUUUCCAGGUGGCCCACCGCCUCCCGGGGGCGCCACACCGGAAUCCAGGCUGCUACCAGCGUUACCGCCGUUCGGACCACCCCGGGGACUUCCUUUUUUAGGGACCCUUAUGAACGGACUCAGCGGCGCAAGGCCAGGAGGAUUCGAUCUGCUUGCCAGACCGCCGCUUGGACCAUUCCCCGGCGUGAAACCGUUCCAAGAGGCCGUGAUCGCGCCGCACCACCAUCAUCAUCAUCAUCACGCUCAUGGCAAGAUGAAGGACCGUUACUCCUGCAAAUUCUGCGGUAAAGUGUUCCCCAGGUCGGCGAAUCUGACCAGACACCUGCGCACGCACACCGGCGAGCAACCGUACAAAUGCAAAUACUGCGAGAGAUCGUUCAGCAUCUCUAGCAAUCUUCAGAGACACGUCCGGAACAUCCAUGACAAACAGAGACCGUUCAAGUGUCCCCUCUGCGAGCGAUGCUUCGGGCAACAGACCAAUCUCGACCGACAUUUGAAGAAGCACGAGGCUGACGACGGUAGUGGCGUCGUUUCGGUGGCCGAUUCGCCGGGUAGCAGCAACGAGAACGAACGGGAGGACACGUAUUUCGACGAGAUCCGCUCGUUCAUGGGGAAAGUCACAUACGGCGGCGAAGCCGGCUAUGGACUGCCUCAUCAUCCCGCCUACCUGCCCAGUCGGUUGCAUGAAAUACACGAGUCGAAAAUGGAGACCGAGUACGACGAGGACGAGGAUAGCGAGGAAGGUGUGUCCCCUUUGGACGAAACCGACGGCCUAUCGCCCGUAGGAACCAAGGAAACCACACCACCGCCGUCGCAGUACGAUCUAAAGUUACGAGAAAAGCAAGAACUGCUGAAUAACAACACAGCGGAGCCGGUGAUCGAGAUCUCUACAUAG
Messenger RNA from Dufourea novaeangliae, 3156 nucleotides. RefSeq names its product PR domain zinc finger protein 16-like. Gene Ontology annotation, cellular component: nucleus. Lineage: Eukaryota; Metazoa; Arthropoda; Insecta; Hymenoptera; Halictidae. The transcript is spliced from 8 exons. The record is from RefSeq and is a predicted model, not a curated record. The coding region runs from base 1 to 3156 and encodes 1051 amino acids.